Molecule: messenger RNA, 6047 nt
Organism: Tribolium castaneum (red flour beetle)
Lineage: Eukaryota; Metazoa; Arthropoda; Insecta; Coleoptera; Tenebrionidae
Gene: if
Product: inflated
Exons: 16
Coding region: 182-5668 (1828 amino acids)
Biological process (GO): integrin-mediated signaling pathway; cell-cell adhesion; cell adhesion mediated by integrin
Cellular component (GO): external side of plasma membrane; integrin complex
Molecular function (GO): integrin binding
Source: RefSeq, a predicted model, not a curated record
AACCAGAUAGUUUGUCAGUCGCGCAUCAACUUGGGUAAUGUAAAGAGCGCGAAGUAUAAUUUGAAACAUGUGCACUGCCCUCACGAACCAUUUCUAGCACCGACCAAUUUUUAGAAUGAAAUUUCCCACUUUUAUCAUUUUUUGAACUCUCCUUACCCUCUAAACUAAAUAAAUAAAAAAAAUGUGUCCGUGCGAAUUGUGUGUGUUGUGUUUUUUCGUGUUAUGUGUAUACACAGUGACCGCUUUUAAUGUCGAUAGUUUUAAUUACGCUACGUAUCAAGUGCCCAGUUACGAUGGUCAUGAUUCCAUGUUCGGAUUCAGCAUAGCUUUACAUCGAGAAAGAAACACUGGAUGGUUGAUUGUGGGGGCACCGGAAGCUUCAUCUAGUCAACCUGGGGUUAUUCACGGAGGUGCUGUCUACAAGUGUCCAACGGAUAGAGAUGGGGGCUGCGAGGAAAUACCUUUCGACACUAAAGGCAACAAUCGGGACGCCAGCAACAACCUAAUGGACAACAAAACGGAGCAAUGGUUCGGUGCAACCGUCAGUUCUUCAGGCCGUGCGGAAGGUCCUAUCGUGGCAUGUGCUCCUCGUUACACCUGGUUUCCACGCGGUCGUUCCCGUCGAGAUCCUGUAGGAACUUGCUACGUUUGCAACGGUUUCUUCGAGAAAUUCAACGAAUACUCACCUUGUAGAACAUAUCAAUGGGGAUACCAUCGGCAAGGGUCAUGUCAGGCUGGUUUCAGCGCAGCCAUAAACUCGGUCGGAGACCGCCUUUUCAUCGGUUCGCCGGGCAGUUGGUAUUGGCAAGGACAAAUGUAUUCCGUCGAUGCUCACGCCACGUUUGAAUUUAAACCUACGCUAUUCUCAGCGACCUACGGCGAUGAAGGACAAGUCCACCAACAGAGUCUCGAAACACGUCCGGCCGUUUUCGCCACCACUGAAGGUACCGAAAAAGACGACGACUCCUACAUGGGUUAUUCGACCAUCGUGGGCGAUUUUCUGGGCACUGGGGAAGAAGGUAUCGCUGUGGGUAUGCCCAGAGGAAACAAUCUCAAGGGAAAAGUGCUCCUUUUCACCAUGAAUCUUACCAAUUACGUCCAACACUUCACCAGUGAUCAAAUCGGGUCGUACUAUGGCUACGCCCUCGCAGCGUGUGAUGUCGAUGGUGAUGGUAAACUGGAUUUGAUCGUGGGGGCACCCAUGUACACAGUGCAGAAUAAUAAAGGGAAAUAUGACGUGGGGAGGGUCUAUGUCAUCUACCAUGAAAGCGAUAGGGGUCGUUUCGUGGCCAACUAUGUUAUCGAUGGGUUCAACUCCAAGUCAAGGUUUGGCCAAGCUGUGGCUUCGCUUGGUGAUAUCAAUCAAGACGGUUUUGGAGACUUUGCAGUGGGGGCUCCUUAUGAUGGUGCCGGAAACCGUGGUGCUGUCUACAUUUAUCAUGGCUCAAGCAAAGGCGUCCGCAAGAAGUUCUCGCAAGUUAUUUUCGCAGAAGAUGUGGCUCCGUCUUUAACAACUUUUGGAUUUUCCAUAACUGGAGGAAUGGAUCUUGACAAUAACCAAUAUCCAGACAUGGCUGUUGGUGCUUACGAAUCCAACAAAGCUUUCUUCUUCAGAGCUCGUCCAGUGAUCAGCGUUGAAGCUUCAGUCAAAUUUCUUACACAUAAUAAAUUCAUUGAUAUCACUAGGCCUGAUUAUACGCUUCGAAGUGAUGGUAGUACGGCUACCAAGACCCAAAUUCAGUUCUGUAGCAGGUACUAUGGAAAAGGGAUUCCGAAUUCUUUAAAUUUGGGUGUUGAGUACAUUUUGGACUCAAAGAAAUUGAUCAAUUCGCGGAUGGGUUUCGUGGAUGAUGAAGGCCAAAGUAGGAAAAAUGCUACAAUAACUAUGUUGAAGGGACAAGACAUGAAGUGUACAAAUCCGAUCGACGUUUAUGUGAAGAGCGAAAUUCGCGACAAGCUCACAGCCCUAGUUGUUGAAGCCCGUUACUGGAUGCAAAGCGACCAAGACCUCACACCCUCAAACCUCCAACAACUGCCCCGAAACCCCCGAUCCUUCCUCACCCCAGUCCUCGACCUCAACUCACCCCCAUCCAAGAAAGACUCAAUCAGCAUACAGAAGAACUGCGGUUCGGACAACAUCUGUAUCCCAGAUUUGGUCAUUUCAGUCACUCCGAGCGUCCAGGAGUACUACCUGGAUUCGGGCGAAAACUUCUACUUGAACAUUUCGGUCACAAACAACGGAGAAGACGCAUUUGAAUCAACCGUCGAAGUUAAAUACCCCGACGGAUUUUUCUACAUUUCGAGCCAAGACAUCCAAGUGGUAUCGCACGUGUUGUGCAGUGCCUCUGAAAAUUUCACCAUCAAGUGUGAUAUUGGUAAUCCGGUGCCGUCGAAUAAAGUCGUCAAUUUCAAACUAUUGUGGCAACCGAACUACGCCAAAGAACUACCCUCGAGUCUAUUUUUCGAGGUUUUGGUCAACAGUACCAACGAAGACUUGCCCGAAACUCGCUACAACAACAAGCAAAAGAUUGGAAUUUCAAUUCUCUACGACGUUAUUCAAGAAAUUCGGGGCUGGUCGAUACCUAACGAAGUGUUAUUCACGCCCAGUUCGUCACUUUACGCUGCCGAUAUCUCCAAUCAAACGCAUCGCACUUCGCCUGAAAACCGCCUCUCUGAGGACGUUAUCGGCCCCCAGGUCAUCCACGUUUACGAAUUGAAAAACGGCGGACGAACUACGAUCAAAGCCACCGAAAUAUUUUUCGUUUGGCCGGCGACCACAGCAAGUGGCGAAGAUUUCCUAUACUUGGUCGAUCCCCCCCACUUUUCUUUUACGGAAAAUUUGAACCUCAAAUGUGGCCCAAUCCCCGCCAAUUACCGCGAUUUUGAAGUCCCAACACGGAGAAAAUCAAUCUGGGAACUGUACGACAUUGACGUUUCCACCGACACAACAUCCGAGAAAUACAUGGCGGGGAAAAACCAAACGUACCACAAGAUCGGUUCGACAAUUGGCGGCAAGAUUGUAACAAGCGACGACAAAAUCAACAAAGAGGUGGAAAAAUCGGGCGAUAGUUCCAAAGUUUUCGACGUACGCCACAACAAAACCACUUGGCACAGCUCGUCCCGGGUGCAAAUUUUCGAAGAAACGAACCGUCUGACUGGAAAUUUCCGACGUUUCCGUCUUGGGGGCAAACAAUACGCCUAUCGUUGCCUUCAGUCGGACCAGGAGGUUGAUUGUGGGACCGAUUUCACGUUCUCACGUCUUGACUUAUCCAAGCUGUUGCAAACUUCAAGUGCUGGACCGAAUCGCUACUCUUGCCUCGACCAGGAUUCGUUCGGCAACUGGCGCAAGACCGACUGUGGACACGUCCCCACAAUCCCUGUUAUUCCCACCGUGACGGAAGGCGAAACACGUGUACAAAUUUUCGGGGCGAACGACCAACUGGUCAACCAGUUAGAGAGCCGGAGUUACAAAAAACAGACAAUUGACGGGAAGGAUUUCAUCUAUCGGUGUUUCCGGCGGGCUAACGGGCGGGAAGAGGAGAUCGAUUGCGGGCAAAACUUCUCGUUUUCAAGCAUUGACCUGCCCUGGAUUCUGGAACAGUCGGGAAUACAACAACAAGAAGGGAACGUUCGGUACGCGUGCCUUAAACCCGAUUCUGACGGCAAUCUCCGAAGUACCACAUGCGAUAAUGUUCCCAAAAUUCGUUUCAAGACGCAAAUUAUACGAAAGUUUUGGGGUUCCAAUGACACGCACUACUGGAACGAGACGGGGGUUUACGACCUGAGGGAGAGCUCGACAAUUCGGGUGCAAGUCUUUCAAGGGGAUGACAAUUUAAGGCGACAAUUGCAAAGCUGGUAUCAUCUGCAACACCUCCGAGGGUACAAUUUCAUCUACCGUUGUUUGGACGAAAACGAAGAGGUUGACUGUGGUGACUUUACCCUAGCACAGUUCACCGAUUUUGGGGUUUUGCUCACCACAGGUGUGCAAGGGGAUGGUAAAAUACGGUAUAUCUGUCUCCAAAGUGACAAUUACCACAACGUACGGAGCGUCCCUUGUGGGCAACUUCCCCCAAUUCACUUCAAAACACAAGUGAUUCAAACAUCGUGGAAAUCAAACGGUACUCACUAUUGGAACAAUACGGGAGUCUACCGAGUGUCAAAAAAGUACGACUUUAGCACAGUUCAGGUGUUCCAAGGGGGUAGCGAAAUGGCCGAGCAAUUGGGUGGUGGUACUUACCGUUUUGAAAAAGUGGACGGUCAAGUGUUUAUCUAUCGCUGUUUCAAAAACACGAUUGAGGUUGACUGUGGCCAAUUCAAUUUACUCAGUUUGGAUUUGUUGCAAUUGAUGCGAACCGUUGGGAUUCAACGUGAAGGCAACCUUCGGUACUUUUGUCUGGAAAUGGACAGUUUUGGUAACUGGAGGGGGGCCGACUGUGGCCGUUUGCCCCGAAUUCACUUCACCGAACCCAAAAGAGUGAUCACACAAGAACACAUCUUGAAACGCUGUCUGAAACUUGUUAAUGGCAAUUGGCAAGAGUUGGAUUGUCGUGCCGGUUUUCACUCAAACGAUGGUACCUUUAUUGAAGAGUGUUACCAGACAAUCAACGGUCGAAGAGACAGAAUUAAUUGUACGCAAGUACCACCAGGGAGCACUUUUGACUACGUCCAAACCAACACACGCUACAACCAAGAAAGUGCAAGUACUAGUCAUGGUACUGAUUAUUUCUCUGGUCAUGGGCGCCAAACCUAUCGUCCCUCCUACGGAACGGACUACAACUACAACCAAGGUCAAGCCUUUGGUAACCAAUCCUACAGUUACGAAAACAGCUACGAGACUGAACUCUACGAAGACGAGGAUGAUAAGGCGAUUUCUGGUUAUAUGAACCCGCACGAUGUCGCACCGACCGAACGCCAAUUCGGCCGACGAGACCCGAAGACGUACGGAACGUACGGCGAGGCCAGGAGUGAAGGAGUUGCAGCUGGGGGUCUUGGUGAGGCGGCCCAAGGUCGGGGUUUCACCGCAGUUGCGCUAGAUUUGGGUAAUUUGGGAUCGGGUGAUUCCCAUUCCUCCCAUUGGUCUGAAACCCAUCAUGUGGCACCGGUGCAUAAUACCAUAGGGCGAGAUAAUGUACCAACGGAUGCUCCGAGUCCCAGGAACUGGCACCAUGGGAGGAAAAAACGACAGAUUAUUGGUGAUAGUCAUCCGUCUAUCGCUGGGAUUAAAGAAGAGUUCCCUUGCAAGAAUCUUGGGUGUGUCUAUAUGAGGUGCACUAUUGAGAAUUUGCAACAUGGGAAACCACUGACGAUUGCGCUGAGGGGGCGACUGAACGCAAAAGUGUUGAGAGAUAUGAAACUAGACAACGCUUUGCAAUUUUCGUCCAUGAUGUUGGCCCGCGUGCACAAAGUGCCCCAUCUGGUGUCGCUUAAAGGCAGUAAACCAGUUGUGAAAGAAGUGGAAACUGCUGUCAAAACCCCCGAAGAAAUCAAGUCCGAAACUGUGCCUUUGUGGGUCGUCGUACUGUCAGCGGUCGCUGGCACGAUCAUCCUCCUCCUCAUCAUUUUCCUACUUUAUAAACUCGGUUUCUUCAAACGAAACCGGCCUUCGAGCGCCCCCGAGCGGCAGCCCCUCAACCGCAACGGCUAUCACCAUGGCGACGAAGCUCUGUGAUUCCCCGGUAGCUACAUUACUGCCUAAACCAAAAGACUUCCACUUAACUUAUUGUCCUCGUGUGAAUGUAUAAUUGAAAUGUCCGAAACGCCAUCUGUAUUUACGAAGUCAUAACAGACUAAUUUUAAUUAAUACUUACUAAAACUCUGUUUAGUGCCUUAUUCACUAGUGCCACUUUGCAAACUGUUGCAAGAGAAACUGUUUGUUAUGAUAGGAAUUAAUUUAGUCGUAUCGAACGAUCAAUGUUUGUAUUGUACUUAGUUACAAUUUGUUGUUUUGCCACUAAUUAAUUUAAUUAAAACGAAGAAGAAACGAUUUGUUGCCGUCGAAAUUUGUACAUUGUAAUUUGACCUUGUAAAUAAAACUAUUGAUUAUGUUA